AUGUCUCUGGGAGUAGGCCUCGCAUCAUUAUGCAGCGUCGUGGCUCUGCUGUAUCGACUGUUUACGAGUUACAACUUGCCCAGCACUCUGCCCUGGGCCGGUGCACGCGGACAACAUGGACGAAUCGCACGUGCCAGGGCCAACAUCGCAAGUUUCUUUCAUCUGAGACAAUUACUUGACGAAGGUUACCACGAGUACUCUAAACGCGACCGUGCCUAUGUCUUGCCUUACUUCCUCAAUGGGCCGGAAGUAGUCCUUCCGCCAUCGCAGAUCGCUUGGCUCGUCAGCCAGCCUGACCACAUCCUAUGUCAGGACAAAGUGAACAGACAGUUCCUCCAGGCCGAAUACGUCUUUGCUCACGCCAACUUGGUCAAAGACCCAGUACAUCCCGAAGUCAUACAGCAGCAGCUCACGAGAAAGCUUGCCACCUUCAUCCCAGCCAUUGUGCAGGAGAUGGAACACAGCCUGGCAGACAAGUGGGGUGUCAACGAAGGGGAGUGGGUUGAAGUCGGCAUGUAUGACACGCUGCUGGACAUUGUCACGCGGCUGUCCCUGCGGGUCUUCAUGGGGCCAGAGCUGUGUCGUGAUCCUGCGCUGAUCAAGGCCUGUCAGUCGUUUGAUCGGAAGGUUGCGCUUCCUGCUGCGGCCAUCAGCAUGUUUCCCGAGUUGCUGAAACCAAUCGUGGCUCCGUUCUUCACGGCGUAUGACUACGUCCAGUAUCUACGAUGCAGGAGAAUCAUCCUUCCCAUUAUCCGCUCGCGACUUGAGAAGCUUCGGAACGAGGAGCUUCCAGUCACCGACACCAAACCGCCCAAUGAUUAUAUCCAAUGGGCCAUUGAUCACGCCUUUGCGAAGCCCGUGCUCGACCCUCUGGAACUCGACGAGCGCGUCAUCACCUCGCGCUUUGCAGUGCUUUGCUUCGCGGCGAUCCAGUCUUCCGUCAUCACUCUGACCAACGCCAUCUUUGACAUUGUCUCGUCUCCAGAGCGCGAUGAUAUUUUGUCCAGACUGCGCGAGGAUGUGCUGCAGGCCACUACCACUACCAGUUCUAGCACCAGCACCAGCAUCUCCUCAGUAGUGGGUGACAAUGCGAUGGUGUGGACCAAAGCGAGCAUCGCAAAGAUGAGGCUCGUGGACUCGAGCAUCCGGGAGAGCAUGCGGCUCAACGGCUUCAUCCAGCGCGGGGUUGUCAAGAUGGUCGUUGCCCCCGAGGGCGUCACUCUGCCCGACGGAUCGCACCUGCCCUGCGGCACAAAGGUCGGCGUGUCGGGCUACAGCAUCCACCGCGACGAGGACAACUACGAGGACCCCAACACCUUCAAGCCCUUCCGCUUCACCUCCCUGCCUCCCGCGGGAACGACAGCCUCACCGCCGCAGAACCUCGUCAACACGAGCCCGACGUUCAUGGGCUUCAGCCACGGCGCGCACGCCUGCCCCGGGCGCUUCUUCGCCGCGAACCAGCUCAAGAUUGCACUCGGGCACAUUGCCCUGCGGUACGACAUUACCCCUGCUGCUACUGCUGCUGCUGCUGUCUGUGAGCACGGCACCGUUGGCGAUGGUGCUGUGACUUGCACAAAGAGGCCAGAGAACAAAUGGUUCUUUGGCCACAUGGCGCCGCCUCUGACGGAAAAGGUCCGGGUCCGGCGGCGGCGGAAUGCUGCUUCAGAUUUCCAAGCGGUUUGA
Molecule: messenger RNA, 1683 nt
Organism: Microdochium trichocladiopsis
Lineage: Eukaryota; Fungi; Ascomycota; Sordariomycetes; Xylariales; Microdochiaceae
Product: cytochrome P450
Exons: 4
Coding region: 1-1683 (560 amino acids)
Molecular function (GO): monooxygenase activity; heme binding; iron ion binding
Source: RefSeq, a predicted model, not a curated record